Messenger RNA from Blepharisma stoltei, 2500 nucleotides. NCBI's taxonomy places the organism in Eukaryota, Ciliophora, Heterotrichea, Heterotrichida, Blepharismidae. The record is from the annotation of a GenBank genome assembly.
AUGCAAAAGCAAAAAAUUCUUAUCCUGCUUAUUCUGGCUGGAUGAUUUUUUUUAACAGUUUUUUAUUCUUAUUUUCACAAUACUCACAACAAUCCAUUUGAAACGACAUCUAUUAUUUUGAAUUCUGAAUUAUUUUUAGAUGAAAAAUCUCCUCCUCAAACUUCAUAUCAUGCAAGCUUAAACUAUUUCGAUGAUGAAAAUUCAGUGUUUCCUCUCGAUGUUUCAUGUAAACCUGAUACAUUUGGCUACACUUUGCAGGAAGCCAAGAGAUGGUUUGAAGAUAUUGAUUACCCACGAUGUGAGACCCUUUACAAUUCCACACCAGGUGUAAUAAAUAUUGAUAUAGAAAAGAAUGUUUUUACUAUGAACUGUUCUGGGUAUUUUGUAUUAGGAAAUCGUUAUGAAGAAAUAGGAUCUUAUACUCCCACGUCACGGCGGGUUUAUCAUGAGCCUGUAAAAUUAAAAUCAGAAGAGUAUGCGUUUGGGACCUGCAGCGAUACAAAAACUAAAGAUUUCGAACACUUUGUAUAUAAAUUCAGACCAGAACCUCUAGCAUUAGAAAGAGCUGAAAAGGCUCUUAAAGGCAAGCCUUUAAAUAUUGUUAUGCUUGUAAUUGAUUCAUUAAGUAGAAGGAAUUUUUUAAGAAAACUUCCAAAAUCGGUGGAAUUUUUAAAAAAUUUAGAUGAAAAUUACUCAAUUUUUGAUUUUAAGAUGAAUAAUGUUAUGGGAAGAGACUCACAUCAUUUUUAUAUGCCAGCAUUAUUUGGUGACAUUAAAUACAAAAUAAAUUUAGAUUACAGAGGAGACUUGCACACUGAAAAGUCAAUUUGAAGAUAUUUGCAUCAAAACGGAUUUGUUUCAUUAUUAGGAACUGAUAUCUGCGGUGAUAGUGUGUCUAUGCUUAUAAAUUAGAAAAAAUAAUAAUAAUUUUUUUUAAAAAUUUUUUUUUUUGGAAAAAUAAUUAAUUAUUCUAUGUUUCUUGGCAAAAAUCCUAAAGUUGAUCAUAUAAUGGGCACAAUCUUUUGUGCUGCAAAAAAAUAUUAUGGGUAUCAUCAAGAUAAAACUUCAGAGAGAUGCAUAGGGAAUAAGAAUGUCCAUGCAAUAAUGAUGGACCAUAUUUUAAAAUUUUCUGAAGCCUAUAGAAAUGUAUCGAGAUUUACCUAUAUGCAUAUAUACAUAAAAAAAAAUGGUGACGACAGACAAUCCAACCUCUCGACCCUAUUUCUUCAACAGCAGUAGGCAGAGGCCCAGAGUUGGAGAUUAAAGUGUAAUCCUUUAUGUAUGUAGGCUAGGUUUACUCGAGUACUGGGAGCUGAUGCCUAGGGCUUGGGAUUUCCCUCCUAGGCAAUCAGUGGAAAGGAUAGGACCAGCAACAGCCCCAGAGGAUGCUAAGUCCCUCAAACAGGGCUCAAGAGGUGAAAUCUAUCUAAAGAGAACUGGGAGUUUCAACCCAGGUGAUGGGUCCUUAGGCUCCAGAAGCCAUGGAAGCCAAGAAGGUUUGUGAAUCCUUUGCCUGCAGCGGCGAGGAGGCUGUCUACCAGGAGCCCACUGAGGAUGUAAAGUAAAAUAUUGGUGAAUCCCCGGUUGUCGCAUAACUAACUAAAUAGCUACCUAUAUGCAUAUAAAUACAGGACAUGAACCUACAGGCACAGUUAUUUCUACACUUGACUUGGAUUUGGUUGAAUUUUUAAGAAGUAUUUUGAGUAGAAAUGAAGAUUUAAUUCUUUUUAUUAAAGGAGAUCAUGGCUCAAGGCACGGAGGUUGGCUGAAAACAAGUUCUGGUGUAAACGAGCAUAGAAUCCCAUUAACAUUUCUAAUUGCUUCUAAUUCAUUUUUAUCAAAAAUCCCAAAAAGCAUAGAAACCCUCAUCCAAAAUUCAAAUAAAUUGAUUAGCAAUUAUGAUUUUCAUAGCACACUGAUUGGGCUUGGAAAUUUUUCUCAAGAAGAUAUUUCUUCAAUGACAUCAAUUCGAUUCAAAUCAUAUAAUUUAUUUACUGAAAUAAUACCUGACAACAGAACAUGCAUUGAUGCUGGUAUAAAUUUAACCUGAUGUAGCUGCUUACCAGUUGAGUACUUGCAAGACUCAGAGUUUAAUUCUCCUUUUGUUCUAAAAAUUGUAUAUCAAGUUAUUCUGAAGCUUAAUUUGAUAAAUAAUUGCAUUGGACAAUCUGAUACUUGUGUAUGCAAAUUUCUUACUCUUGAGACUAUUUUAAAAGCUGGGGUUAUCGAAUAUGACGGUGAUGCUUUUUUUAAACUAACUUUUAAAGUUAGAGAAAGUCAAAAGGCAAUAUUUAGAGCUGAUGUUAGGCUGUCUAAAGAAGAAAUGGGGGAUGAGGUAACUGCUGAUAAUGAUUUAUUUAAAGCAAAGCCAAUAAAAUUUGACGAUUACAAGUUUUUGAAAAUUUUAAAUGUAAAUCGGCUUGACCAGAGAGAAGAUGAGUGCAAAUAUAUAACAGAAAAAUAUGAAAAAGAUCCUGAUUAUUGUUUAUGUGGCUUUUAA